UAUUAAUUAAAAACUUUUUAAAUAAUAUGGAUGGGAUAAGAUUGUACCAAGCUGAUGCUCUGGACACUGGAUUUGAGCCCUUUGUAUCAGCCCUAGCUGAAGAGAUAGUGAGAAAUAGUAAUAAGACAGUAGAUAGAAAUUUCCUUGUAAUUAGGGAGUUUCCAGUUAGAGCUAUCGGAGUAGUUAGUGCCAGAAGAGCAGCUGAUGUUGCCAUUAUCGAAGUAAUACAAAGACGCGGAAGAGAGAGAAGAGUAGUGCUCAUUAUCGAAUGUAAAGUUGAUAACAGAGAUACAAGAAUGGCCCUAGCACAGUUGACAGGCUAUAUGAGAGACACUGGCUGCGAACAUGGUAUAGCAAUGAGUGCAAACAUAGCACUAUUAUACCGAGACACAGGUAACAUGCUAGCAGAUCAGGUUGGUGAAGAAAUCGAUCUAAGUUCGGACGAAGGUGUGCGUGAUGUUAUAAAUUUCAUCAACCUUAUAGAGUAACUCAACAUGUUUAAUAUUAUUUUAAAA
This is a messenger RNA of Linderina pennispora, 515 nucleotides long. RefSeq lists its product as uncharacterized. The annotation marks the transcript as partial. Lineage: Eukaryota; Fungi; Kickxellomycota; Kickxellomycetes; Kickxellales; Kickxellaceae. The record is from RefSeq and is a predicted model, not a curated record. The transcript has a single exon.